This is a messenger RNA of Myotis myotis, 2014 nucleotides long. RefSeq names its product F-box only protein 6-like. Gene Ontology annotation, molecular function: ubiquitin protein ligase activity; protein binding. The transcript has a single exon. The record is from RefSeq and is a predicted model, not a curated record. Gene Ontology annotation, cellular component: cytoplasm; SCF ubiquitin ligase complex; endoplasmic reticulum quality control compartment. Gene Ontology annotation, biological process: SCF-dependent proteasomal ubiquitin-dependent protein catabolic process; glycoprotein catabolic process. The coding region runs from base 1039 to 1956 and encodes 305 amino acids. NCBI's taxonomy places the organism in Eukaryota, Metazoa, Chordata, Mammalia, Chiroptera, Vespertilionidae.
ACUCAGCCAUCAGGGGAGCCUAUCAUAUUGGCCUGAGGAACAUGCAUGUCUAUGGAGUUGGAUGAGCUGGGGAGGGCCUCCUGAGGUUGGUCAGGAAGUAUUCUACAGAUAGAAUGACUGUAUGCUUUAUGACUGUAUGCUUUCAGACCCUGAAAGAUCUGAGGAAUCCACCUCCUUGGUCAGGGGACACUUGAAAAUGAAACGGAGUGUUCACAGAAAUGAACUGCAACUCUGCCAGGCAAAUGGGGGCGCAUUUCCAGGUGGCACCAGUGGACCUACUGAAUAAUGUUAAUAAUGCUCAUCUGAACACAUUCAACAUAAGGCACACGUUCCAUGCUCACUUCGUCUGAAUACAUCUAACUAGUUUCCAGGUAUGGACAACUGCCCUUGGGGAGUUUAGUGUUUGAGCACACCCAGAAUAUCUGUCAUUGUGUUUAUUAUCAGAACGCUUAACCUAUCAUUUUGAUAAGAGGAUACUUGUGAGAAAUUCUUACCUGAUUUUAGUACUGAGGAUUGUUCUUCCUAUACCUGCAUUUUACUCUUAGAUCUGAGGGACAUUGUGAAUGGUAGAUCCAACAAGGGUUCUCUUUCUGCCCUGGCCACUCAGAAGCUUCCUACCCAAAGUAAGUGUGUUGGUCACUGGGGCUCACACCUGUAGGGCACACACUGGGGCACAUUCCUGACUCAUUUGCAUUCCCCACCCUUAGGUUUUUCAUGUAGAGGCAGGCGAUAAAUGUUUUUCUCUCUCCCCGUCUUCCUCUCUAAAAAUCUAUAAAAACAUACAGUAUUAAAAACAAACAAACAAGAAGCUGACGUCCUGCCCGGUGCUCAGGACAGGCAGGGGGGUGACAGGCGUGAUAGGAAGCAGGAUUAGGAGGCCCAGGCCCAGGACCCUGAAAGAUCUGAGGAAUCCACCUCCUUGGUCAGGGCUCAUAACCAUCAUACUUGCCCCCUAAACACACACACACACACACACACACACACACACACACACACACACACACACACGUAGGCCUGUGUGUGCACCCCAGCCCAGCUAUGGCCCUGGUCAGCAUCAAUGAACUGCCUGAGAACAUCCUGCUGGAGGUAUUCACAUACGUGCCUGCCCAUCAGCUGGUAUUGGACUGCUGCCCUGUCUGCAGCCUCUGGCGCGACCUCAUUGACCUUGUGGCCCUCUGCAAACACAAGAGCCUGCGUGAGGGCUUCAUCACCGAGGACUAUAAUGAGCCUGUGUCUGACUGGAAGAUUUUUUACUUUUUGUGCAGCCUCCGCAGGAACCUCCUACGCAACCCAUGUGCUGAAGAGGGUAUGAGAUCCUGGCAAAUCGACUACAAUCGGGGGGACCACUGGAAGGCGGAGAGCUUACCUGGAGGCCAUGGGCAAGAUUUUCCUACCUCUAAGGUCAGGAAGUACUUCGUCACAUCCUUUGGAUUAUGCCUCAAGUCCCAGAUGGUGGACCUCAAAGCUGAGGGCUACUGGGAGGAACUAAUGGACAUAAUCCGGCCUGACAUCGUGGUGAAGGACUGGUUCGCCACCAGAGCAGACUGUGGCUGCACCUACAACAUCCGAGUACAGCUGGUCUCAGCCAACUACAUUGUCUUGGCCUUGUUCGAGCCCCCACCUGUGACCAUCCAGCAGUGGAACAAUGCCCAGUGGACAGAGGUCUCUCACACCUUCUCAGAUUACCCUCCAGGCGUCCGCCACAUCCUCUUCCAGCAUGGGGGCAAAGACACCCAGUUCUGGGCAGGCUGGUAUGGGCCCCGUGUCACCAACAGCAGCAUCAUCAUCAGCCCUAAGAUGACCGGGAACCCAGCGGCCUCCACAACGCAGCCCAAGACCACGCAGGAGCAGGAGCAGGAGCAGGGGCAGGAGCGGGAACGAGAACGGGAACGGGAACGGGAAGGGGUGAGGACUUUAAUAACUUGCCCUCCCCACUUCAUUUCUAGACCCUUCUGACAGUGUGGAUCUGAUAGCCUUUCAUCUGCCUCUGUCCCCGCCAGCCAAGUGCCAAAGG